Molecule: messenger RNA, 2491 nt
Organism: Limulus polyphemus (Atlantic horseshoe crab)
Lineage: Eukaryota; Metazoa; Arthropoda; Merostomata; Xiphosura; Limulidae
Exons: 1
Coding region: 16-867 (283 amino acids)
Biological process (GO): carbohydrate metabolic process
Source: RefSeq, a predicted model, not a curated record
UCUUAUUUAAUCAGAAUGUAUUUGAUAUCUUCUAGUCACACACCUAAAAUUGAUGAAUGGAAAAAGGCAUCUGUGCAGGAAUGGAAGGAUGAGAUGGUAGACAUGCGUAAAAUGAUAUCGAAGUUUGCAAAUAUUCCUGAAAGUGAAAUAACUGGGACGCGUGCACCUUUUCUACAAACAAGUGGAAAUAACUAUUUUACAGCUCUGACAGAAAAUAAUUUCAAGUGGGACUCGUCUAUGCCAACUCGAAAAUACUCUGGAAAAGAUUCUUUCUACAAGAUGUAUCCAUACACACUGAACUUUGGCUAUGAACAAGAUUGUGUUAUCACACCCUGUCCUAACAAAACAUAUAGUGACUUCUGGUUAGUACCAAUGGUGAUGCAGUACAGAAGCAGAACACUUGAAGAUGGUAGUGUGAUUGAAAUACCUUGUUCUAUGGUUGAUGCCUGUUCACCUCAACCUCAAACAAGAGGAGAUACCCUAAGAUUUCUACAAAAGAAUUUUAAUGAGCACUAUCAAACAAACCGCUCACCUAUGCCAAUCUAUUUACAUGAAACAUGGUUGAAAGAUGAAGAACGAAAACUAGGUUAUCUUGAUUUUAUUGACUGGGCUUUGAGAAAAGAUGAUGUAUUCCUUGUUACCAUUUCAGAAAUGUUGGAAUAUUUCAAAAAUCCUACACCUUUGAGUAAGUAUGUACAGAAAAAAUGUGUGAAGCAACCAUCUGAAAACAAGUGCUUAGUUAAAAGUGCAUGUGCAUAUGAAAAGGAGAAAACUCCAUUUGAAGGGCCACGGUACAUGAACAUUUGUAAUGGGGAUUGUCCAGAAUAUUAUCCCUGGCUGAAAAAUCCAUUUGGCAUCAGACCUUAAAAUGUUCUCUGUCACAUAAUAUAUUUUCUUUGUUGAAGAAUAGCAUUUUGUAUCAUUUGUUUCAAUUUUUAAGUAAUUUUACUUUUUUUUUUUAGGUACAUAGAAUAAGACUGGGAACUUCUAAUUAAAAUAUCAUAUGGUGCAAGCCUAUUUUGUGUGUCAAAAUAAUGUUAUUUUAUUAAUUCUUACCCAAAAUCUAAUUGGUAGAUGACUCAAGUAUAAACUGCAACUUACUUGCAAUAUAUGAAUCACAUCCUAAGAGUUAUUAUAUCUGUCAUAUCCCAGCCGCCUGAUCAGCUCUGUUGUUAAGACCUCUUCGGCACUGGAUACGAUAGAUCUUGUGUGAUUGACAUAUUAUAACAUAUUCUCUCUUACUUUCACUCAUGUCUUAAAAAUACUACAGUUUCUUCAAGGAAAAGUUUUGUAUGUGACACAUUCUACUAUAAACAUAUCCUUCAAAUAAUUAACUUAUAUGGACAUGAAUAGUUGUACAAAAAAUACUACUAACCAAGUUCAAAAUAUGAAGUAUUAAAUUUCUCAAACUAAAUUUGUGCUUCCACACAGUAGCGUGCAGAGAGGGAGGGGGGGGCGAAUAUUUAAUAUCCAAGAGUCGAAUCGAAUAGUAUAACCCUAUCCGCCCUUCCCCAAGGUUUUAGGUACAAGGCCCCGGGCAUCACAGAACCUCUGCAUGCCACUGCUUCCACAUAAAACAUUUUGACACUCAAGCCAAAAAUACAACAUAAAAAUUAACUAUUUUUCAGUAAUAAAUACUAUAAACAAAAUUGUUUGGCUGACAUUUACAUUAAGUUUUUCAAAAACAAUCUUAAUUAAAUAUCUGUGUACGAAACAUAUGAGACUGACAGGAAACAUAAAAAUGAAGGAUAACUAACCCAUGAAUUACUGAUUUGUUUUUAUAUCAUUAAGUAACAGUGGGGUCUUAAGUAUUUUAAGUUUUUAUCUGUUAACAUCACUCAGUGGAAAGUGUUUUUUUUAUUUAUUUAUGGCAAAGCUAUUAUGUCUAUCCAUUGCCAUCUAUAAUUUUGAACUACUGAUCAGGGGGAAGGGUAGGGACCCCAAGUUAACAGACAUGAACCCACAAGCAAUUUACUGCAUAAAUAGUUUAGAAAAAUGCAUUUACAUAAUCAAGAGAGUAUGGACCUCAUCAGUAAUUUUAGGGUUAAAAGCUACAAGUAAUUUUCUUAAGAAUUCAAACAGCUGAUUCAUAACUUUAUAAGUUUUAGAUCUGCUAUCUUCUUUGAAUAACAUAGCCCUAAAAUUUAGGAAACAUUUAACCACAAUUACACAUCAUUUAGCUGUGCAUUUUCACUCAUACUACAAACCCUAAUUACUUUAUAAGCUAAAUAAAAAUAAAGUUUGCUUAAUUGUGUAUGUGCUUUACAGGCCUAAAUAACUGCCUAAAAGAAGUAUUACAUUUGUCACCUACAUAUAUUUGUCCUCACAACUGUUUUUCUCAGAGAAUUCUGAUUUUCCUGUUGCACACAAGUGCUAUGGAUUUUACUUUUUUAUACCUUAGAAACUGAACGUAGUUAUUCAGAUUUAUUAAUGUAAUUUUUUUUUUCAUACAGGCAUUCUACAUUUGAUUAAAAGUUUGCAUUCAAACAGA